AUGCCAGAUACUAGAACAACUCGCAAUUUGAAACAUACAUCUAUUCACGAUCAUUUAUUAAAUAAUACAGCGUGCACAUAUUCAACAAUUGAUCAUACUUCGAAAAAAAGCAGCCUCGAUACUGAACAUUUAUCAACUAUUUCUGCUAAUACACUACACCAUGAUCAAAAAAUUUUAACUAAUAAUGAUGAUCAACAUUUAUUAAUUGAACCGUCAAAUGAUUCAAUGCUUUCCAUUGACAACAAUCAACAAAAAUUAGCACGAAUACCAUCGUGUGUUAAUCAAUAUUCAUCGGCUCAAACCACAGGUGACACAUGUCAACAUAUGAUGAAAAAUGCAAUUAAAUCAUCAGCAAUGCAUCUUAAACAAGACAUUGUGGAAAACUUUGUAACAUUUUCAGGAAAGAAAAGUGAAGAUGCAGGAAAAUGGCUAGAUCAUGUUUUUGAAGUUAUUGAACAACAAGACUUAACACCAAGUGAACAACGUGAUAUAGCUGCAAGAAGAUAA
Rotaria sp. Silwood1 is the source of this 507-nucleotide messenger RNA. The record is from the annotation of a GenBank genome assembly. Lineage: Eukaryota; Metazoa; Rotifera; Eurotatoria; Philodinida; Philodinidae.